Molecule: messenger RNA, 1830 nt
Organism: Colletotrichum lupini
Lineage: Eukaryota; Fungi; Ascomycota; Sordariomycetes; Glomerellales; Glomerellaceae
Exons: 12
Coding region: 1-1830 (609 amino acids)
Source: RefSeq, a predicted model, not a curated record
AUGCAAUGGCCGUCCAGAGAUGCAGCCAAUGCCAUCCCGGCCCACCGCUGUCUCACUUCGACCCCUGCUCUUCGACAUGGGCUGUCUCCCACACCUUCAUGCACUCACACAAAUUAUGAUUUUUUGUCUGGCCUUACCUCUCGCAACAGCCGGCUACUCAGUUCAACUGAGAAUGGACAGAGCGGUAAACGCCUCGACGAAUUUGGCACCGGCUCGCGAAUCUCGCACCAAACAGGUGUUCGAGUUGCUAAACGUUGCCACAGGAUGGAAUCUGUCCAUCGCCUUGUGGUCCCCGUGGCCAAUCUGCCCUCAUCUGUUGCAAACUCAGACCUUGAGAGGCCAACCUCGUCGACUUAUUUGAGAUACUCCGGGCUCUGGCCGAUCAGAGCCUUCAACUUGCGGGCCAUUGCAGCAGUUUUGCUCAGUCUGCAGACGGUUGGCAGCGGGGCACAUGGUGGGUUUCUGGCCGGGAGGACUACGACUAGGGUCUCCGUUCGACCACAUCUGGCUGUGUUUGGUCUGGUACAGGCCUUGUAUGCACGAAGAUGCGUACCGCCCAUGUCUGGUAUAGUACAUGCUCUACUUGGUCUACCACCUGUUGGGAUGUCGAGCUGCGGCAUUGGAUGGGAUGGUGGUGUAUCCGUACGGGAACUCUUGACUCUCGAGCACACUCUUCCUCCUGGCUGGCACCUGCCACACCUUAUCAGGCUGCGGACCAGGGAGGGAAGAAAGUGGAGGUUCAACCUAGUCCUACUCUCUCCCCUUGCACAGCUUCACAAGUAUCCGUACGGAUACCCUGACCACAUUCCACCACGCGUGUAUGCUCAUCCGUUUUUCUUUGCCUUUUCAUAUGGCACUCAGACGGACACGUCCUCUCCAUAUUACUGCGGCUCACCAGUCCCUGGUUCUUUCAACUUGCAGGUACCUCCUGGUCUGACUUCCUACUUUUCUGCUCUUGUCUGCGCGGCCUCUCUGCUCAAACCCCCCCUCGCUUGCGGGACACUGCUUCUCGCCCGCACUCCUCAGCUGGCUGUCACAUACCACGGCAACAAUCGAGAUACACUAAAAAGCCCUAACUCAGAUCAUUACGAGAGGUACGGGACCCGUCGACAAGCUCGACUCGCCUCCGCCUUGCAGGUCCAUCCUUCCUCCAAGAUCCACCUCAGCCCGCGAGCCUCGAACUCAUCUAGGGCCUUCACCCUCCACUGCUCCAACAGCCGUAUCCAUUUUCCUCGUGUCGGCCUUGGAAGCAUCGCAAACGCGUUCUUGUUGGCUGCUUUACUCUCUCCCCCCUUCCUACUUCCCAGCAUCACCUUUUUCUUGGUCUACAGUCCAUUCUACACAUCACCCUUCCCUCCCCGAGACAUUGUCCGUCUUGAAAACAAAGAGGACUUUGAGGUCCGCCCUGGCGCCCAGUCUCGCGAACUGAUAGAUUUGUUUGAACCACCCGGUCCCGCUCUCUCCGCCGACCUUUUCCCCCCCAAAACCCCAUCCACGCUCGGAAGCUAUUUGUCUAGCCAACACUUACGAUCCGACGCAGCAUCCCGCUCCUAUUCUGUUGGUCUGCUCUGGAUCCCAAUCUGGCUGGUAUUCUUCGGCCGGACUUUGGAAUAUCUACUGAGCCACCCGCUAAACAAACGUCGGGGCGAGUCUGGCUCUUUACUCCGUCUACCCUCGCGCAGUCAUUUCGACAUAUCACAGCCAACCUCCAACAACAUCCCGUGGCCAUCAGGCUUGAAUAUCCCCCAAAACAGUACAAUCUUGCCUUGUGCUAGGCUUGAUCACGCCGGGAUCACAUUGAGAAGUCCCACCCUCUACCACAUAUUGUAG